Messenger RNA from Notolabrus celidotus (New Zealand spotty), 1473 nucleotides. RefSeq names its product phosphopantothenoylcysteine synthetase (gene ppcs). Gene Ontology annotation, cellular component: nucleus; cytoplasm. Gene Ontology annotation, molecular function: phosphopantothenate--cysteine ligase activity. The record is from RefSeq and is a predicted model, not a curated record. The coding region runs from base 135 to 1097 and encodes 320 amino acids. The transcript has 4 exons. Gene Ontology annotation, biological process: coenzyme A biosynthetic process. Lineage: Eukaryota; Metazoa; Chordata; Actinopteri; Labriformes; Labridae.
ACCAUUGGGGGCGCUGGCGGCUCUCCUCUGCCUGUAUAAAGACCACUGAAUGAGCUCGCUGAAUCCAGGAAGUGCAGAAGUUGUCCGAAGCUCCAGCUGACUACCACCCGAGGAAAACCUUAGAAACCGAAGUGAUGGCUGAACCCAGAAUAUCUUCCAUCGAUGGGAAGUUAGCCGAGGAAUUUGCCGUUCCCUCCCAUGUCGAGGAGGUCAAAGAGAAGAUGACUACUUUUGCCGCACAUCACGCUGCAGCAGGUCGCAGGGUCGUCCUCAUCACAUCGGGAGGCACUAAAGUUCCUCUGGAGUCCCGCACUGUUCGCUUCCUGGAUAACUUCAGCAGCGGCAGACGAGGAUCCUGCUCAGCAGAGUAUUUCUUAGACUCGGGUUACGCCGUCAUCUUCCUACACAGGCAUCGCUCCCUCUACCCUUACACCCGCAUGUUCUCUACCAUGAACAUGCUGGAAGCCCUGAAGUUCAGAGGUGGAGAGGGAGCUUCCAGUGACUCUGGUGAGGUCGUUGUUAAUCAGGAGGUGCUGCCCAACAUUGCCAAAGUGCUGAAGAGAUACCAGGAAGUGAAAGAAGGCCGGCUUCUUCUGCCCAUCGAGUUCAACACUCUGUCAGAGUAUCUGCAUCUUCUCAAAGCAGCAGCACAGGCACUCAGCACAAUAGGAUCCAAGGCUAUGUUUUAUUUGGCCGCAGCUGUAUCUGAUUUCUAUAUCCCAGCAUCUGAGAUGCCCGAACACAAAAUACAGUCUUCCAAUGGACCUCUUCAACUCAGCCUGAACAUGGUCCCAAAGAUCCUGUCUCCACUGGUUAAAGACUGGGCACCUCAGGCUUUCGUUAUAUCUUUUAAGCUGGAGACUGACGCCACCAUCCUGCUGGACAAGGCUCGACGGGCUCUGGACACAUACAGGCACCAGGUGGUGGUGGCUAACGUACUGGACUCUAGACGGGGUUACGUGGUGGUGGUGACUCCAGACACACAAGUGGAACUGAUCCUGUCAGAGCAGGACGUGGAGAAUGACAUAGACAUAGAGGAGAGGAUAGUGAGCAACUUGACUGUAGCACAUAACAAGUUUAUAACUCAACAAGGCUGACAGUCAUCACCCUAUCUGCAUGUUUGAGUCAAUCACACAGCUUAAGGCAUCAUUACUUGAUAUUGAAUUUGAGCUUUACUCGAUUCAUUCUUGCUGUUCUGCUAAGAAGUUACUGUAUUGCUGGACUGCAUAACCUUAGUCAUACCUGUAAUUAUAAACACAUAAUGCCUUCCCUUGUUUUUUGUGCUCUAAAACGGGCCAAUAGGCUGUCUACACAGAGACAAUGUACAGCUUAUUAGAAGGUUGUAAGAUGUUUAUUCACGUUUGAAUAAUCAGAACAGAAAUGCAUUUUAUUUUUGCAUCAAUAACUCAGUUGAAUAAGUCAGUGAUUUGCUUUACUAAAAGGGUUGCCUAAAAUAAACAUUGUACAAGUACA